Messenger RNA from Oncorhynchus tshawytscha (Chinook salmon), 2236 nucleotides. RefSeq names its product ectonucleotide pyrophosphatase/phosphodiesterase family member 7-like. The transcript is spliced from 6 exons. NCBI's taxonomy places the organism in Eukaryota, Metazoa, Chordata, Actinopteri, Salmoniformes, Salmonidae. The record is from RefSeq and is a predicted model, not a curated record. Bases 79 to 1506 code for a protein of 475 amino acids.
GGAGUGGGUGUAUAGCAACAGCCUGCAUACCCAAGGAUCGGAGUAAAGUGACAGUCUCAGCUCUGUGUCGUACCCACUAUGUUGUGGACAGUGAGACUCUGCCUCCUGUUGGCCACGUCCUCUUCAGGUGUACCACUGGAUAGAUACAGCACCAAAGGACAGCAUAAAGUACUGCUCGUCUCCUUCGAUGGCUUCAGGUGGGACUACGACCGCGAUGUGGACACGCCAAAUCUGGACACAAUGGCCAAAGACGGGGUCAAGGCCAGAUAUGUGACCCCACCUUACCUCACCAUCACCAGUCCCACACAUUUCACCCUCCUAACAGGGCGCUACAUUGAAAACCAUGGGGUGAUCCACAACAUGUGGUUCAACAUCACCACCAGUGAGAAACUGCCUUACUAUGCUACCCAGUUUAAGAAUGAGUGGUGGGACAACGGCACUCUACCCAUCUGGAUCACAGCCCAGAGACAGGGCCUGAGGGCUGGCUCUCUUCACUUUCCUGGCACGCAAUCCACCUACCAGGGAGAGACGCAGACAGUGAAGGAAGUGGAACCACGGUUUUAUGACUACAAAAACGAGACAAAAUGGCAAGAGAACGUAGAGAAGGUGAUGGGCACCUGGUUCAGUGAGAUGGACCUGGACUUUGUGUCACUGUAUUUUGGGGAGCCUGAUGGCACAGGCCACAAAUAUGGGCCUGAUUCCCCUGAGCGGAGGGAGAUGGUCAAGCAGGUGGACAGAACAGUGGGCUACAUCCGCAGCUUGGCUGAACAAAACGGACUUGCCGAUAGUCUCAACAUCAUCAUCACCGCUGACCAUGGGAUGAGCAAUGUGUACCGCAACGGCUUGGUGAAGGAGAUCACCCUUUCCAGGAUCCCCGGAUUCUCCUUCAGAGAUAUAGCCUUUCACCUGGUGGACUUUGGGCCCUCUGGGAUGCUGCUUCCCAAGAUGGGCAUGCUGGAUAAGGUCUACAACGCCCUGAAGGGGGCGCACCCUCACCUUCAUGUCUUCAAGAAGGAGGAGAUGCCCAAGCGCCUUCACUUUGCUAAUAACAACCGCAUCCUACCCAUCAUCCUCUUCUCUGACCCUGGAUAUGUCAUUAACGGGUUCCUCCCAGUGCAGUUCAAUGCGGGGGAGCAUGGCUUUGACAACGAAGAAAUGGACAUGAAGCCCUUCUUCAGGGCUGUGGGGCCAGCGUUCCAAAAGAACCUGGAGGUGGGCCCCUUUGAGACAGUGAACAUAUAUCCCUUGAUGUGUCACAUACUGGGCAUCAAGCCUGAUCCCAAUGAUGGCCACCUGGAUGCCACAAAACACAUGCUGGUCUCUGCCACAGAGGACCUCCGUCAGGACAUAAAAUCAAAUAUCUUUGUUGGAUUGGCAGCAGUGGCUGGAUUUCUUGUUGUGGUCUUCAUAGCUGUUGUGUCAUUUAAUGCAUUCAAGAAGGAGAAAAAUGAUAGAAGAAAUGAAGCUCCAAACUUGCAAGAAAUCUCCACCAUGCUUCACUGUUGAACCUCCGCCAUGCUUCACUUGCUUGCAGACUCUCAUUUGUGUACCGCUCUCCAGCCCUUCAGCAAACAAACUGCCUUCUGCUACAGCAAAAUAUUUCACAUUUUGACUCAGUCCAGAGCACCUGCUGCCAUUUUUCUGCACCCCAGUUCCUGUGUUUUCGUGCAUAGUUGAGUCACUUGGCCUCGUUUCCACAUCAGAGGAAUGGCUUUUUGGCUGCAAGUCUUCCAUGAAGGCCACUUCUGACCAGACUUCUCCAGACAGUAGGUGGGUGCACUAGGUUCCACUUUUCUGCCAAUUCUGAGCUGGCACUGCUGGACAUCUUCCGAUUGCGAAGGGAAGUAAGCAUGAUGUGUCUUUCAUCUGCUGCAGUAAGUUUCCUUGGCCAACCACUGCGUCUACAGUCCUCAAUGUUGCCCGUUUCUUUGUUUUCUUCAAAAGAAUUUGGACAGCACAUCUGAAAACCCCUGUCUGCCUUGAAAUGCCUGCCUGGAAGAGACAUUGCUGAUGCAGUAUAACUACCUUGUGUGUUGUUGCUGUGCUCAGUCUUGCCAUGGUGUAUGACUUUAACAGUAAACUGUCUUCAGCAACCUCACCUGGUUAGCUGAGUUUGGCUGUUCUUCACCCAGUUUUAUUCCUCCUACACAGCUGUUUCUGUUUCAGUUAAUGAUUGUGUUUCAACCUACAUAUUGAAUUGAUGGUCAUUAGUACCUGUUUGGCAUAAUUGUUUAAU